GGGAGCGGCGGGUCGCGCCGCCGGCUGUCAGCGAGCUCCGCGCCACCGCCCGAUGGCGCGAGGAGGUGCGCGGGACCAGCCGAGAGGGGCCGGCCGCGACUGAGCCCCUCUGCCUGUCUCCCGCGAGCAUGUCACCUCCAGCCUCCGCGUCAGCCUUCGCCAGCAGCCCCCGCGUCCCCGCCUCCUGCAGCCGCAGUAGCAGCCGCUGCCUUGGGCAUCGGCCCCCGGACCCCCUCCCCUGAUCCGCGCCCCGACCCUAGCGCCAGGAGACCAUGGCUGGCCAGGGGGACUGCUGCGUCAAGGUGGCCGUCAGGAUCCGGCCCCAGCUGUCGAAGGAGAAGAUUGAGGGCUGUCACAUCUGUACCUCUGUCACCCCGGGGGAGCCCCAAGUCCUGCUGGGGAAGGAUAAGGCCUUCACCUAUGACUUUGUCUUCGACUUGGACACAUGGCAGGAACAGAUCUAUACAACCUGUGUGAGCAAGCUCAUUGAGGGCUGCUUCGAGGGCUACAAUGCCACAGUGCUGGCCUACGGGCAGACAGGGGCUGGGAAAACGUACACUAUGGGUACUGGCUUUGACAUGGCGACAUCGGAGGAGGAGCAAGGCAUCAUUCCAAGAGCCAUCGCACACCUCUUCAGGGGCAUUGCUGAGCGCAAGCGGCGGGCACAGGAGCAGGGUGUAGCUGGGCCUGAGUUCAAAGUCAGCGCUCAGUUCUUGGAGCUCUACAACGAGGAGAUCCUUGACCUGUUUGAUAGCACGCGUGACACUGACGCUCGACACCGCAGGUCCAACAUCAAGAUCCACGAAGAUCCCAACGGUGGCAUCUAUACCACGGGCGUCACUUCUCGUCUCAUCAACUCCCAGGAGGAGCUGAUCCAGUGCCUGAAGCAGGGCGCCCUGUCACGCACCACGGCCAGCACCCAGAUGAACGUGCAGAGCUCCCGCUCCCACGCCAUCUUCACCAUCCACCUGUGCCAGAUGCGUGUGUGUGCCCAGCCCGACCUGGGGCAUGAGGCGGUGACCGGCCUUCCAGAGGGUGCAGCUCCUCCGAGCGAAUAUGAGACUCUCACGGCCAAGUUUCACUUUGUGGACCUGGCUGGCUCAGAGCGCUUGAAGCGGACAGGGGCCACCGGCGAGCGGGCCAAGGAGGGCAUCUCCAUCAACUGUGGCCUGCUGGCCUUGGGCAAUGUCAUCAGCGCCCUGGGGGACCAGAGCAAGAAGGUGGUGCACGUGCCCUACAGGGACUCCAAGCUCACUCGGCUCCUCCAGGACUCACUGGGGGGCAACAGCCAGACCAUCAUGAUUGCCUGCGUGAGCCCCUCGGAUCGGGACUUCAUGGAGACACUCAACACGCUCAAAUAUGCCAAUCGGGCUCGCAACAUCAAGAACAAGGUAGUGGUGAACCAGGACAAGACCAGCCAACAGAUCAGUGCGCUGCGGGCCGAGAUCGCGCGCCUGCAAAUGGAGCUGAUGGAGUACAAGGCGGGCAAGCGGGUGAUCGGAGAGGAUGGCACCGAGGGCUACAGCGACCUGUACCGAGAGAAUGCCAUGCUGCAGAAGGAGAACGGGGCACUGCGGCUGCGGGUGAAGGCCAUGCAGGAGGCCAUCGAUGCCAUCAACAACCGCGUCACCCAUCUCAUGAGCCAGGAAGCCAACCUGCUUCUGGCCAAGGCUGGUGAUGGCAAUGAGGCCAUCGGGGCUCUGAUCCAGAACUACAUCCGGGAGAUCGAGGAGCUGCGGACGAAGCUCCUGGAGAGCGAAGCCAUGAACGAGUCCCUCCGGCGGAGCUUGUCCCGGGCCUCGGCUCGGAGCCCCUACUCCCUGGGAGCAUCUCCAGCCGGCCCAGCCUUUGGGGGCAGCCCGGCCAACUCCAUGGAGGAUGCUUCUGAGGUGAUCCGCAGGGCCAGGCAGGACCUGGAGCGGCUAAAGAAGAAGGAGGUCAGGCAGCGCAGGAAGAGCAGCCCAGAGAAGGAAGCCUUCAAAAAGAGGGCCAAACUCCAACAGGAAACCAGUGAGGAGACUGAUGAGAAUGAGGCUGAGGAGGAGGAGGAGGAGCGAGACGAGAGUGGCUGCGAGGAGGAGGAAGGGCGUGAGGAUGAAGACGAGGACUCAGGCAGUGAGGAGAGCCUGGGAGACUCAGACUCCGACCCGGACGAGAAGGAGGUGAACUUCCAGGCGGACCUGGCUGACCUGACGUGCGAGAUUGAGAUCAAGCAAAAGCUGAUUGAUGAACUGGAGAACAGCCAGCGGCGGCUGCAGACGCUCAAGCACCAGUACGAGGAGAAGCUGAUCCUGCUGCAGAACAAGAUCCGCGACACGCAGCUGGAGCGCGACCGUGUGCUGCAGAACCUCAGCACCAUGGAGUGCUACACAGAGGAGAAGGCCAACAAGAUCAAGGCGGAUUAUGAGAAGAGGCUGCGGGAGAUGAACCGGGACUUGCAGAAGCUACAGGCUGCACAGAAGGAACACGCCCGGCUGCUCAAGAACCAGUCACGCUAUGAGAGGGAGCUGAAGAAGCUGCAGGCUGAGGUGGCUGAGAUGAAGAAGGCCAAGGUGGCCCUGAUGAAGCAGAUGCGGGAGGAGCAGCAGCGGCGUCGGCUGGUGGAGACCAAGAGGAACCGAGAGAUCGCUCAGCUCAAGAAGGAGCAGCGGCGACAGGAGUUUCAGAUCCGGGCCCUGGAGUCCCAGAAACGGCAGCAAGAGAUUGUCCUGAGGAGGAAAACCCAAGAGGUGUCUGCACUGAGGCGCCUGGCCAAGCCCAUGUCUGAGCGGGUGGCAGGGCGUGCAGGACUGAAGCCGCCUAUGCUGGAUUCGGGGGCUGAGGUGUCGGCCAGCACCACCUCGUCUGAGGCCGAGUCAGGGGCCCGCUCCGUCUCCAGCAUUGUGCGCCAGUGGAACCGCAAAAUCAACCACUUCCUGGGGGACCACCCAGCCAACACAGUCAAUGGCACCCGCCCGGCCAGAAGGAAGUUCCAGAAGAAGGGGGCCAGCCAGAGCUUCAGCAAGGCGGCACGGCUCAAGUGGCAGUCCCUGGAGAGGAGGAUCGUCGACAUCGUCAUGCAGAGGAUGACCAUCGUCAACCUGGAGGCCGACAUGGAGCGGCUCAUCAAGAAAAGGGAGGAGCUGUUCCUCCUGCAGGAGGCGCUGAGGAGGAAGCGUGAGCAGCUGCAGGCUGAGAGCCCAGAGGAAGAGAAGGGGCUGCAGGAGCUGGCAGAGGAGAUGGAGGUGCUGACGGCCAACAUCGACUACAUCAAUGACAGCAUCACUGACUGCCAGGCCACCAUUGUGCAGCUGGAGGAGACCAAGGAGGAGCUGGACUCCACAGACACGUCGGUGGUCAUCAGCUCCUGCUCCCUGGCCGAAGCCCGCCUCCUGCUGGACAACUUCCUCAAGGCAUCCAUCGACAAGGGGCUGCAGGUAGCCCAGAAGGAGGCCCAGAUCCGGCUACUGGAGGGACGACUGAGGCAGACAGACAUGGCGGGCUCCUCCCAGAACCACCUGCUCCUGGAUGCCCUGCGGGAGAAAGCGGAGGCGCACCCCGAGCUGCAGGCCCUCAUCUACAAUGUGCAGCAGGAGAAUGGCUAUGCCAGCACUGAUGAGGAGGUCUCGGAGUUCUCUGAGGGCAGCUUCUCCCAGUCAUUCACCAUGAAAGGCUCCACCAGCCACGAUGACUUCAAGUUCAAGGGGGAGCCCAAACUGUCUGCCCAAAUGAAGGCUGUGUCAGCUGAGUGCCUGGGACCCCCACUGGACGUCUCCACCAAGAACAUCACCAAGUCCCUGGCCUCCCUCGUGGAGAUCAAAGAAGAUGGAGUGGGCUUCUCCAUACGAGAUCCUUACUACCGGGACAAGGUCUCUCGCACCAUCAGCCUGCCCACCCGGGGCAGCACUUUCCCCCGGCAGUCUCGAGGCUCAGAGACAUCCCCUCUGACCCGGAGGAAGUCAUAUGACCGAGGGCAGCCCAUCAGGUCCACAGACGUGGGAUUCACACCUCCAUCAUCCCCUCCCACCCGGCCUCGGAACGACCGCAAUGUCUUCUCUCGCCUUACCAGUAAUCAGAGCCAGGGCUCGGCGCUGGACAAGUCUGAUGACAGCGACUCCUCUUUGUCGGAGGUCCUGAGGGGCAUCAUCACCCCAGUUGGAGGAGCGAAGGGUGCGCGCACAGCCCCACUGCAGUGUGUCUCCAUGGCCGAGGGCCACACCAAGCCCAUCCUUUGCCUGGAUGCCACGGACGAGUUGCUUUUCACAGGGUCCAAAGACCGCAGCUGUAAGAUGUGGAACUUGGUCACGGGCCAGGAGAUCGCAGCUCUCAAGGGCCACCCCAACAAUGUGGUCUCCAUCAAGUACUGCACCCACUCGGGGCUUGUGUUCUCCGUGUCCACCUCCUACAUCAAGGUGUGGGACAUCCGGGACUCGGCCAAGUGCAUUCGGACCCUCACGUCCUCGGGCCAGGUGAUCUCAGGCGACGCUUGUGCUGCCACAUCCACACGUGCCAUCACCAGUGCCCAGGGCGAGCACCAGAUCAACCAGAUGGCCCUCAGCCCUUCGGGUACCAUGCUGUACGUUGCCGCAGGCAAUGCCGUCCGCAUCUGGGAGCUGAGCAGGUUCCAGCCUGUUGGCAAGCUGACUGGUCACAUUGGCCCCGUGAUGUGCCUGACGGUCACCCAGACUGCCAACCAGCAUGACCUUGUGGUGACUGGCUCCAAGGACCACUACGUCAAGAUGUUCCAGCUGGGGGAGUGUGUGACAGGCACCAUCGGUCCCACCCACAACUUCGAGCCCCCGCACUACGAUGGCAUUGAGUGCCUGGCCAUCCAGGGAGACAUCCUGUUCAGUGGCUCCCGGGACAACGGCAUCAAAAAAUGGGACCUGGAGCAGCAGGAGCUCGUCCAGCAAAUCCCCAAUGCACACAAGGACUGGGUGUGUGCCCUGGCCUUCGUCCCGGGCCGCCCCAUGCUGCUGAGCGCCUGCCGCGCGGGCGUCAUCAAGGUCUGGAAUGUGGACAACUUCACACCCCUCGGGGAGAUCAAGGGCCACGACAGCCCCAUCAAUGCCAUCUGCACCAACUCCAAGUACAUCUUCACAGCCUCCAGUGACUGCCGGGUAAAGGUGUGGAAUUACGUCCCUGGACUCACCCCCUGCCUUCCUCGCCGAGUCCUGGCCAUAAAGGGCCGCGCCACCACCCUGCCCUGACCCGCCCCACUGUUCCCCAUCUCCUCUCUCGUUCUUCCCCCCUUUCCUUUUCCCUAUCUUUCCCCACUUCGAUCUGAGCUGCUUCUUGACGUGACCUGACGGUGAAGUUUUGGAGCGCACGGCGGUUACCGGAGGCCCACCCUCGGAGUUAGGUCAGAGGGGUCCCGGACCCUCCGGCCCGGCAGCCUGCACGGCAUGGAACGGAACCUGUGGCCAUCGGAUGGGCAGCUGCACGGGGGCAGAGGGUGUGGCCCCUCUCCUGCUCCGCCCCCUCUCCUCGGACUUCCUACAGUGUACUGCCCUCCCUGCCCCUCCCUGCCUCUUGGGAGCCUCCUGGUGAGAGAGAGGUCGGGGAGGAGUUAAGCUGUGAAGCCAAAGGCCUGAUCCCCUCUUCUCUCUCCCCAGCCACUCCCUGGCCUCCCCCGCAGCUGGCCACGGUGUUUCUGCUGAGCCAGCUGCCCUGUCCUCCUCACUAUUGUCCCAGGCUGGGACCCAUAGGAAGCUAAAGUAGCCCCAGCUCCAUGGUGCCCCUCUGAUGAGCUGGCCUCCCCCGUAUCUCCACCCCAACUUCUGGAGCCAUUGCCCCUGCCUCUGACCCAACAAGGUAGUCCUCAGGUAACCAUGGAGACCAGGUGUAGGCAGCUGACCCCAAGCCCUGUGUCCACCAACAGCUAAUUCCAAUGGGUCCCAGCCAUUGCUGGGCAGCCCUUUCUGAUGGGGCCAUGCAGGAGCUACUAGAAAGACCCCCUUGGCGAGAUGGUCAGGAAUUCUUCAGUUAUUUAUUAUUUUUAUUUUUUCCUGUUGCCUCCUGGAAACUGACUUGAAGUUUCUUCCCACAGAUUCUGUCCCUCAGCUCUUAGGGGGUCUGCCCCCGUGGUACUUGGGGACCACCUCCUCUGUCUGCUUUGCUCUGCAGAGGAGGGAAAUACCCCCUUCCACACUUUGCAGCUCCAGCCUAGCCCUGACUCUCCCCCCGGGGACCCUUCUAGUGCACCCCGGCCAAGAAGGCUGCCUACUGCUUCAGUGCCUUCCUCAGCCCAGGCCUGGCCCCUGCUGGGCAGCCUUACACCAGCUAUGCCUGCGGUGCCACCUGUGUCUUCUCAUGGGGUCUCAUGCCCUCUGCCCCUGGAAGAUGGGGGAGCUCCCCACAGCCCAGUGCCAGGGAGCCCCAUUCCCCAGAGUCUAGUGGUCACGUAGAAAGCAGCUUGGUGGACUGUCUGCUCGGCAGCAGCUUGGGUCAGCCAUGUUUUCAUCCUCAACUGGGAUAGGGAAUCUCUUCAGCUUUUUUCUCAUGGUUAUUCGGGAGAUACAUUUUCAAGCCUUAAACCCAGCAUAGUGCAUAGUGCGCAGCCCUUCCCUUUAGAGUAGUGGUGAGGAGGCAGUUGUCAGUUCAUGGACCCUCCUUUCCCUAGGGCUAUGGCAUCACAGCUCCAAGCAUGGGGCUGAAUUAGUGUUCGGGCUCCCCCUGUUGGAACAACUCUGAAUUUACAGGAAUGGGUCUCGGGAGGGGCCCCUCCAUCCCUCACCCCAGGCUUACCCCCAAGCCUGUCCACACUGUUUUUCCACACUGGUCUUGUGCUUCUCAGCUUCAGUCUGGAAGCCAGGAAUCCCCACUGUGUUCAGAGGACAUGGUGACUUUCAGACUUUCCGGCAGUGGCAUUGUCUCUGCCCUCAGCUCCUCUGUGUGUGGCCCGGGCCCUGGGAGCCUCUCCUGGCAUGGGAAGGUCAGGCCCCAGAGAAGGCUGUGUGGGGCCCGUUCCCUCCUUGGAGCUACCUUGGAGGCUGAAGAGGCCGUCCUGCCUGUGUAUGGCCCCUGCUGGUGGUGACGUGAGGUCUGGUGAGCCAAUGUUGGGACCACCCACCUUGAAUGCUGGUCUUCUGGAACAUUCCGGGAUGGUCUGUGUGAGCUGACUGCAAAACCUUCUUUCUCUGCCCACCCACGGGUUGCUGGGCAACUCCCUUAGUGCACGGGUGACCACCAGGCUCCUUUCCCGACUCAUCCAGCCCUCCUCACCUGAACGGAAAGCUUUUUCCUUGCACCCUGUAAGAAUGACCCCAUCUGCAUGACUGUUUACAAACUACAGAAACACAUGAGACUUGUGUCACCCCACCCCAUGGGCUGGGCGUGCCCCCCGCCUGGGGUGACUCUACUGUAGCUCCAAGGCCUGUUCUUGCACAAAGUGUGGUCUUAGAGGUGCUCACCGUCGUUGCCCACGGUCUGCCCACGGUCUGCCCACGGUCUGCUGUCUCUGAUGGGUCACUACCUCACGGGAGGGCCGGCUCCCCUGUCCCGGCGAGUAUCAUUGACUUGAAACUUGAAGUUCUCGCGGAUCCCUGAGCCUGUCAUCUCGAGCUGCUCUAAGCUGUGUGGCACGAGCACUGGGGUCUCUGCCCCCUCCUUCGGGAACAUCCAAGGUACAAAGGUUAGGGCAGGCCCCAGCUCCACUUCUCGCACAAGCAUCCUGCGUGUUAGAAGCACAAACCAGCUGUGAUCUGAGCACAAUGGCAGGGCUCUCAGCAGGCAACAUGGGCAGAGUGGGACCCAGGAGGCUCCUCAAAGGUUGGCCAGGUCCCAAGUUAGACAAGGCUGCCAUGUUUGGGGGUAGGCAGCUACCCUUGCGCAGAACAAGUCUGGGCCGAAUUCGGGGGCUCUUCGUGUUACAUUGUGUCCCCAUCCUGAGACUUGAGGCCCAGGUCACGACUGUAUGCCAUGGGCCCCUGGAGCAGAGCACACCCUAGAGCACGCUCCCCAGUCUUUCAGUGCCUGAACGCAGGCUGAUUGAUGCCAGCCCCCGAGCCUGGAGAGUGUGGACUCAGACUGUCUCCUGAGCCAGGCCCUGACGCUGCUUUAGAAGCUGACUGGCUUCCACUGCCCUUGGGCUUCUCAGCACAGUCCUACCCUAGGGCUUCCUUCUCAGUAUUAGCCAGUUCAGUGUUUGCUUUCAAUCCAGUGACUUGACUCCUCCAGGGCAGCCGGAAUCCUCUGAGGCCACACCUGGAGCCACCCUUGGAGAGUGCUGAGGGGGAGGGGAGGGAAGAGACAAAGGCGCACAGCCAAGCCUUGAGGCGGUCAGGUUGCCACCACUAGGCAGGCAGCUGUGGAGAUGGGAGUGGCCUCCCACCCACCCUCGGCCCAGCUGAGGCCUUGGAAAUGCUCCUUGCCUUCCCUCGUCCAGCCCUUCUGCCCGCCUAGGGCUAUGUGGCUUGGCCACAGGGCAGUUUAAAGCACAAAACCACUGCGGUGAAGAUACUACGUCGCCUGGACUUUCAUGUGCCGCCUAACGUGGUGGAGACUGGGCAGCUGCUGUGAAGCCAGGAGACAUAAUGUCCCUUUGCCCUGCCUUCUCUCAACUCUUAGAGGCCACCGCCACUGGAGUCUGGGCGGGGCACAGGCACACCCCCUGGUUGUUCAGACCCUGCCCGGGCCUGGUAUGUUUGUGGGCAGGGCCUGCCUGGCAGGAGCAGUGGAUUCCUUUCCAUUGCAAAGCCCCAACUUGUGGCAUUGCCCCUUUGCCAUCUCAAACAGGAAAUUGCUCACUGCUUUCUUUGCUGGGCACAGACUCCUCCUGCUUGAUGGCCAGUGCCCCUACAGCCCUCCUGAGCCUGCCCUCCCUCCCCAGCUCCCGGAUCUUCAUGCCCUGGAGAGCAUAAUCUGCAGGGAAAGUUGUUUCUCCCUGGCAUCUGUGUUCUGUCCUCUAUGCCCACCCUCCUCUACCUCCAGCACUCAGAUGAGCCCCCGCCCCUACCACACCCCGGUUCAGGACUUCAGAUGUGUUUCCCAAGGCCCUUGCCAAGAUGUAGGGAGUAGAGACUACUUGAUGAAGAGCAGACGGUCAGAGGAGACCCCAGAAGGGACGGGGCCCUGCCUGCCCACCAGCUCUUUUCUAGCCAUCACCCCUGCUCAGGCUCAUGUGCCCCUCUGAGAUGUGGCUAGCACAAGGUGUAUAUAAGUUUUGUACCUCUACUGAUGACUGUACAUAGUGUAUGAAAGUUAUUUAAGGCUCUUGCUGUACAUUUCUGUUCCCAGAUUGAAUGUGUGUGUUCUAAGAAGCUGUCAUAAAUAAAACCUGAAUGACUGUUCUCUGUAGAGUGACAGCCCCUUUAGGCUGCUGAA
This is a messenger RNA of Heterocephalus glaber (naked mole-rat), 9303 nucleotides long. It is a transcript of the gene Kif21b, whose product is annotated as kinesin family member 21B. Gene Ontology annotation, cellular component: microtubule associated complex. The record is from RefSeq and is a predicted model, not a curated record. Gene Ontology annotation, molecular function: microtubule binding; ATP binding; microtubule motor activity. Gene Ontology annotation, biological process: mitotic spindle organization; microtubule-based movement; spindle elongation. Lineage: Eukaryota; Metazoa; Chordata; Mammalia; Rodentia; Bathyergidae.